UCUUUGUAUAUUUUCGGACUAAACCGGCUAAAACGAGUGAUCCAUUAACCCUUGACCCACUAGCUCCACCGAGUUCGGUUCCCACGAGUUGACAAACUUGCUCCGUAUUAUUAGCCCACCCCAAAAUGACACUAUCGUAGACUCCCUCCCUCCCUUCUUCACCAGAGAAGUACUGCUCUCAUUCAGCCUCGAAAUAGCUCUGACGCUCUCUCUCCCUCCAGAACAAUUACCGCAGAAGACACAAACCCCCGUACCCGAGAAACCCACCCAGCCGUCGCUCCCUCUUGGCCGGCCGCCGAUCCAAAUAAUGUCGACGCCGCUGUAACUGGGCCGUCCAACUGCAUCCGCUCCGGCGAGGUAAAUCUUCUUCUUCUUCUUCUUCUCCAUCUCGAUUUUCACUUUUACUCUCGUUUUAUCUCAAAGAAUCGCAUACAUUAUUGCCUCAGCUUUCUUUCUUUCUAAUUUUUCUUCUUUUUUUCCCGGUCGGUGGCCUUGUUACUUUCCAUUGUGGCAGAGAUUCCCCUCAUCGGAACAUUUUUGAAGCAGGUGGUGGUGGAGACUGUCUCAGACUCUCAGUCACCAUUCUCUCUUACCCCACACCCUCAAUUUCCUCCACCGCUUUCUACAAUUCUCUCUUCCACCGGGAAAUCGGAAAAUGCUGACGUGUAUUGCUCGUUCCAAGCAAGCCGGGGAUGAGCCGGACGGCUCAUCCGCCGCCACCAACGGCAACGGUUCCAACGCUAAAAACAAUCAAGCAAUCAAAUCCCUCACAUCUCAGCUCCGGGACAUGGCGCUGAAGGCAUCGGGGGCAUACAAGCACUGCGCGCCGUGCACGACAGUGCCGGCGACGACGGCACAUCAUCAGAGCCGGUUCAAGACCAACCCGGCGACGGCGGCGGAGUGGGACGCGGCGGAGUCGGAGCGGUUCCGGUGGCCGCUGAAGCGGACGGGGAGCUCGAGCUCGGCGACGCCGAGGACGUGGGGGAAAGAGAUGGAAGCGAGGCUGAAGGGGAUAUCGAGCUCGAGCGGGGAAGGGACGCCGCCGUCGGUGAGCGGGAGCGGGCGGCGCGUGGAGCCGCCGAUCGUGUUCGUGGAAGAGCGCGAGGCCAAGGAGUGGGUGGCCCAGGUGGAGCCGGGCGUUCUGAUUACCUUCGUCUCGCUCCCCAUGGGAGGCAACGAUCUCAAGCGGAUGCGCUUCAGUCGAGACAUGUUCAACAAGUGGCAAGCUCAGAAAUGGUGGGCAGAGAACCAUGACAGGGUCAUGGAACUUUACAAUGUCCAAAGGCUUAGCCGUCAAGCUUUUCCUCUUCAAACACCCCCAAGAUCCGAAGACGAGAGCUCAAAGAUGGAAUCAGCCGAGGGAAGUCCACUAACACCACCACUAAACAAAGAGCGAUUGCCGCGUAGUUUAUACCGUCCGACGGGAAUGGGAAUAGCAGGCUACUCGUCCUCGGACUCACUCGACCAUCCGAUGCAGAGCAGGCAAUACUCAGACUCUGCCAGUGGCCUCACUUCCACACCAAAGCUCUCAAGCAUUAGUGGGGCUGCUAAGACGGAAACGUCGACAUCAUCCACGGAUGCAUCCAUGAGACGAAGCAGCUCGUCGAGGGACGCUGAUCGUUCGGGUGAGUUGUCGAUCAGUAAUGCCAGUGACAUGAUGGAUAACGAAUGGGUUGAACAGGACGAACCUGGCGUGUACAUCACCAUUAGAGCCUUGCCCGGUGGAAAGCGGGAGCUGCGACGAGUCAGGUUCAGCCGUGAGAAGUUUGGAGAGAUGCAUGCGAGACUAUGGUGGGAAGAGAACCGAGGUAGAAUACACGAACAGUACUUGUAGAGUGGAGAGAAAAAGGCUGAAGCACAGAGAAUGCACGAGCGAGGUGGUCAAAUGGUAAAAUCGGUAGUUUUGGACUUGGAGGUUUCAGGUGCAAAUUUCGAUUACGAAUUUGAAGCCUAUUAGAGAAAUAUAUAUAUCACUGUCUGAAUAUCAGCACCUCAGCUGAUAGAAAGAAUUUUGCCUACUCAGAUCCGUCUGAAAAGAGGUUAUUCCUGUUUGUCCCUCUUCACCUCAUGACAUUGAUCUCUUUCUUUUUUUCCUUUAUUGGGCUCAAUUGCUCAAAUGUUUAUAUGGGUCAACGUGUUGAUCGAGAUGAAAGGUCAACGUUUUUCUUUUGAUUAUGUAAUGUUAAAUGUUUUUUCUACUGUUAUAAAUGUUGAGGGGUGGGUCACUGCCACUGGUAAUGGGUAAUGGCGAAUAAUUAUCAAUGAAAGAAGUUGAUGACAUGUUUUUUUUUUCUCAAAAUACACACGAUUUAAUUUUUAUUUAUUCUAAAUACAGACAUGUUAUGGAAAAUUUUCAAUCUACACAUGUUUGGGCAUCACUGCAGCGGUUGCACGCGGUGAACAUGUUCGCCGCGGCAGACCAAAGCGAUGAAGGCCUGAUCUGCACCGAAACUUUAAACGAAGGUAAUUUUGCGCUCGGUUAUCCGAUCGUAGCGAUUUUUUUAUUCAGCAUAAGUCUUGAGAUCUUUCACGAGAAAAAGUCGUUUGCUACCCUGAAUGAGUAAUUUUUCAAUUUCGUCAAAUUUUGGAUGGCUAUAACUUUGUGCUCCGCAAUUCGAAAGUUAUGUAGUUUUAUUUAUUUCACAUAGCUUUUUAAGGACUACAACUUUUAUCAUGGACAUAAUUUCGGAAUGUAUGUGGAGUUGUGAAAAGUAAAGACAAAGUUAUUCCCAAAACCCCGUAUAUCCAAAAAUAUUUCUUGUUUUGAAAAUUUCUUCCUACUAAAAGUUGUAGUCCUUAAAAAGUUAUGCGAAAAAAAAAAUCAUGACGCAUGGAUUGCAGAGCACAAAGUUAUGGUCGUCCAAAUUUUGACGAAAUCGAAAAAUUGCUCGUUCGGGGUAGAAAAUAAUUUUUUUCCAGGACAAAGUCGGGACCAAAUCGCCUCCGGCCGUUUGCGGCUUGAAAGAUCUCUAAAAAUUAUGAUAAAUAAUUUUUUUUGCUACGAUCGGAUAACCGAACGUAAAGUUACAUUCGUUUAAAAUUUCAGCGCAGGUCAGGCCUUCACCACUUUAGUAUGCCAGGGUGAACAUGUUUCUUGGAAGGGAAGAAAAUGAAUUGGGAAAAGGAUAAGGAGAGAGAGGCUAAAGUCUAGAGUGAAAAGGAAAUAGAUUUAGUUGUGUAACUCUAUAAAGAGUGGAUUUGUCU
This is a messenger RNA of Linum trigynum, 3204 nucleotides long. The record is from the annotation of a GenBank genome assembly. NCBI's taxonomy places the organism in Eukaryota, Viridiplantae, Streptophyta, Magnoliopsida, Malpighiales, Linaceae.